Messenger RNA from Meira miltonrushii, 867 nucleotides. RefSeq lists its product as uncharacterized. The transcript has a single exon. Gene Ontology annotation, cellular component: mitochondrial large ribosomal subunit. The record is from RefSeq and is a predicted model, not a curated record. Gene Ontology annotation, molecular function: structural constituent of ribosome. Lineage: Eukaryota; Fungi; Basidiomycota; Exobasidiomycetes; Exobasidiales; Brachybasidiaceae. The coding region runs from base 122 to 754 and encodes 210 amino acids.
CGUGGAUUGGCCGAUCAACAUUUCUUCUUUUUGCGAAGAGCAUACAGUCAAGCGUCGGGGAAGCAAUCGCGAUAAAGAUCACUUCCUGCUUUCCAACAAUAACCACCAACCAAAUAGCAUAAUGCCAUCAAGUAUAGCCAGACAAGGCACUAAAGCCAUUCACAGUAUCACUCGCUCUUCGUCAGCUUGUACAUCAUCAAAUGCGAUUCGAUCUCCAUGUCUGACGCCAUCCAGCUCGCGAAUGACAUGCGAUAUGAUGAUGGGACAAAGUCGAUCUUUAUCAACAACAAGUGCACUAUCCCGAAACACACCUGCUAGAAGACCGAAAGACCCGCUUGAUUUCGCACCAAAUGCUGUUCGUCAUGCAUUGCCAUCAGGUGAAACAUUAAUCGUUCGUCCCCCUCCAACAGUUGCAAGUCCAAGAUACACUACAAUCGAUCAGGGAGACAUUUCACCCGAACAACUACCUCUAAUUCAACGAAGGAAGACUCAUGCAUACGAAUCGAAUAAACGUCUAAGCGCAGAGGAAAUUGCUGAAAUGCAGAGACUACGUCAAUCGAAUCCUGACGUUCAUACUGCUUUACAGCUUGCCAAACAAUUUGGUUGUUCAGCAACUUUCGUGCGAAUCGUUGCACCUGCUCCUAAGCAAAGAAGAGAAGCCCAUCUCGAACAAACAGUAGUGCAGAGAUCUACAUGGGGACAGAAUAAGACCAUGCAAAGGGAACUACGCAAAGAACGCAGAAGUUUGUGGUAAUUCACACCUCAAACAUAAUUCAACGCACCAGAAUAUGAUGAUAUUUGUAUGCAUAUGUAAUGAUAGCGAUACAAUUUUGGGAUAUAAUAAUAAAAUAAUACAGUACAUCAUAC